Messenger RNA from Rotaria sp. Silwood2, 440 nucleotides. The record is from the annotation of a GenBank genome assembly. Lineage: Eukaryota; Metazoa; Rotifera; Eurotatoria; Philodinida; Philodinidae.
AUGAUUGACGAGAUCAAUGGUCUGGUUGAAGGGAGUAUGUGCGUGGUUGAGGGUUGAAGCUGGUUUGAGUUGACCAGCUUGAAGAUAGAAGAGUUAUGUUGUAUGUGUAUUGUGAUGGAGUCUAGUGUUGUUAAAGAUUUGGUAAUGAUGCCGAGGGUGUGGGUGUGAUGGGAGUGGGUGUGGGUGGAUGUGGGUGCGGGUGUGGGUGUGGGUGGAUGUGGGUGCGGGUGCGGGUGUGGGUGUGUGACUGAGGGGAUAUGGCUGCCGGUUUUACUCUUGCUUUUAACUACACCCACGCCCAUGCCUAUCCAUGCCCACCCAACCCAUACUCAUACUCAUACUCACACCCACACCCACACCCACACCCACACCCACACCCACACCCACACCCCCACCCCCACCCCCCCCCACACCCCCCCCCCCCCCCCCCCCCCCCCCCC